UAAUCCGCAAGCCGCAACGCAACCAGACUCUUUUCGCUUGUCUGGCUGUGGUGUUCGCGGCAAGCAUCAAGACUGACAAGCGCAGUGCGCCCGCCUGGGAGCCCUGGCCAGCACCCGCCUGGCCCUCUUGGGGACCUGCGGGCUGGCCGGACAGCGGCUCCGACGUGGCCGGCGCGGUGGCCGCGGCCAAGUCGGCUGCAGCAGCCGUGAUGGCCGCGCAGCAGCAGGUGGCCGCCGCCAAGCACGUGGCCGUCGAGCAGCAGAGCGUGGCCAGUGCCAAGGAGGCCGCGGCCGCCCAUGCUGCUCAUAAGAGCGAGGAAGCAGCGAGCGCGGCCCGCGCCCAAGCCCUGGCAGCAGCACAAGCCGCCGUCAACGCGCAGGCCCAACUAGCAGCCGCCAAGGCCCGAGCGGCCGCGGCCCAGAAGAUCGCCGCAGCCAGGGAGGCGGCCGCGGCCAGGGCUAUACAUUCUGCCGCGCAUAAGGAGGCCGCUAGACUGCAGAAUGCUGACCUGGAAGCAGUAAAGUUGUCGGUGCUGCAAAGCUCCGGAGCAGCGGGAGCAGCGGGCGCGGCCCACCACGCCGCCACCGCCGCCGCGGCCGCGCUCUCCCCGCCCUGGAGCCCGUGGCCCGCGCCCACCUGGGCCCCUGCUCCGUGGGCCCCUGCGCCCUGGGCGCCCCGCUGGCCUUAGGGACUCCGCUGACU
Plutella xylostella (diamondback moth) is the source of this 703-nucleotide messenger RNA. RefSeq lists its product as uncharacterized. The record is from RefSeq and is a predicted model, not a curated record. Lineage: Eukaryota; Metazoa; Arthropoda; Insecta; Lepidoptera; Plutellidae.